UGUCGGUGGUAGCAAGGAAGCUGGGGAAGAUGGAUUGGAAUUUGGAUGGGGAAGUUGAUCCAUGCACCAAUGAUCUCCCAUGGUGGGAUGCUAGUGUUAAAGAUGAAGAAAAAGGAGUAUAUUGCAACAUUACCUCCAAUGGGAAUGGUACUACUACUUGUCAUGUUACUCGGAUUAUUCUGAAGAAUAAUAAUCUUAAUGGGUCACUCCCCGUAGAGCUCGUUGGCCUCCCUUUCCUAGAUGAAAUAGACCUUACUCGGAACUUCAUCAAUGGCAGCCUCCCUCCAAAUUGGAGCUCCAUGGAAUCCCUUCGAAUAAUUUCUCUUCUGGGGAACCGUCUCUCCGGUCCAAUUCCAAAAGAAUACAGCAACAUCACCUCGCUUGAAGAGCUGGUUUUGGAGGCUAAUCAGUUUACAGGAAAUGUGCCUGGGGAGAUUGGGGAUCUUCCUCGAAUUAGAAGAUUGUUGUUUAAUUCCAAUAAUUUCACUGGAGAGUUACCUCCUAGCCUUGCAAAACUUACCACUUUGACAGAUUUUCGAAUUAGUGACAACAACUUCACAGGAAGCGUGCCAAAUUAUAUCCAGAACUGGAUAAAUAUCGAGAGAAUGGAGAUUCAGGCUAGUGGUCUGAGUGGACCGAUCCCUUCCAACCUUACUUCUCUUACCAAGUUAACUGACCUAAGAAUCAGUGACCUCAAUGGGAAUCAAUCAGAUUUCCCCAUUCUUAAUACCUUUACUGAUUGGCAACAAGUGAUAUUAAGGAGUUGCAAUAUUGUAGGGGAACUACCGGGAUAUAUUGAACAACUGAAGAUUGACGAUUCACUAGAUCUAAGUUUCAACAAAUUAACAGGACAGAUUCCUCAAAAUCUUCGUGGUCAAAAUGGAGACAUCUACCUGACUGGGAACUUCCUUAACGGGACAGUGCCACAAUUGAUCGAAGAUAAGGGAAAAAUCGACCUAUCCUACAACAACUUCACAUCUCUAAGUCCAGUACCAAAUUGCGCGGGAAACAACCCAAACUUGUUUGCCAACUCAAAUGGAAACGCCAGUGGUACUCCCUAUUGCGUAAAUCCUCGGUGCAGGCCAAAUGAUUUCCACUCUUUCCAUAUAAAUUGUGGAAGCAACCAAAACUAUGGUGAUUAUCAAGCAGAUAUCAAUUCUGGAAACUUCUACCAAGGUGAAAAAUGGGGAUUCAGCAGCACGGGAAAGUUCUGGAAUCCUGAAACAUAUGGAAACAGUUUUUUUGCAUCAAGCGACGUAAACAUUUCAGGGCCGGAAUCUAAUCUUUACUCCACAGCACGCCUUUCCCCCCUCUCAUUGACUUAUUAUGGAUUUUGUUUAAGAAAUGGAAAUUACAAUGUGAAUCUCCACUUUGCGGAGAUCAUGUUCACUAAUGACACAAUUUACGGAAGGCGUGUUUUUGAUAUUUAUAUUCAGGGAAAACUGGUUGAGAAGGAUUUCAACAUUGAGAAGGAAGCUGGUGCGGUAUAUAAACCAAAAACAAUGUCCUAUCCAGCAUUUGUUGGUGAUCACAACUUGGAGAUCCGCUUUUAUUGGGCUGGAAAAGGAACAACUUCUCUUCCUGAUAGAUCCGUAUAUGGUCCUCUCAUUUCAGCCAUAUCUGUCGUACAUGCUACUUAUAAGCCUGGGAAUGGGAGCAUCUCGACAGGAGCCAAAGUUGGUAUUGCGAUGGCAGCUAUUUGCGCACUUGUGUUGCUUGUGGCUAUUCUGAGGUUGAAGGGCUGUUUGGGGGGCAAACACUCGAUGUAUCAUGAUUUGAAGGGACUUGACCUAAACACGGGGAAAUUUACUCUAAGGCAAAUCAGAGCGGCCACAAACAAUUUUGAUCCUGCAAAUAAGAUUGGCGAAGGUGGAUUUGGUCCCGUUUACAAGGGUGUUCUGUUAGAUAAAACCAUCAUCGCUGUGAAACAGCUAUCUUCCAAAUCAAAGCAAGGUAACCGCGAAUUCAUAAAUGAAAUAGGCAUGAUUUCCGCCUUACAACAUCCUCAUCUCGUUAAGCUGUACGGAUGCUGCAUCGAAGGCAACCAGUUGUUGCUUGUCUAUGAGUAUUUGGAAAACAAUAGCCUUGCUCGUGCAUUAUUUGGCCCAGAAGAACACCAAUUGCAUCUGGAUUGGCCAAUGAGGCAAAAGAUCUGCAUCGGGAUAGCAAGAGGAUUGGCUUACCUCCACGAGGAAUCGAGGCUGAAAAUCGUCCAUCGCGAUAUCAAGGCUACUAACGUGCUUCUUGACAAAAACCUAGUCCCUAAAAUAUCUGAUUUUGGGCUUGCGAAGCUGGAUGAAGAAGACAACACCCACAUAAGCACGCGCAUUGCUGGAACUUUUGGAUACAUGGCACCCGAAUACGCAAUGCGAGGAUAUUUGACUGAUAAAGCCGACGUGUACAGCUUCGGAAUUGUUGUUUUGGAAAUUGUCAGUGGGAGGAGCAACAGUAGCAUCAGGCCUAAGGAGGAUAGCUUUUAUCUUCUUGACUGGGCUAAUUCCUUGAAGGCGAGAGGAAACCUGUUGGAGCUAGUCGACCGGAGAUUAGAGUCGAGCUUCAACAAGGAAGAGAUCACUAGAGCUAUCAACGUGGCGCUCAUAUGCACGAAUGUUGUAGCUGCGGAAAGGCCGAGUAUGUCAGCUGUAGUCAGCAUACUCGAGGGGAAAGAUGGCGUUCCAAAGUUCGUUUCUGAGUCGAGCUUCUCAGCUGGCAAGACGAAACCCGAUGAAGUGGAAAUGGGCGCAUUUGAUAGUGAGGUUGUUUCCGCGGAUGCGCCGUGGAGUGGUUCUUCAACUUCUGCUGCUGAUCUCUAUCCAGUUGCCCUUGAUACAAACUAUUGGGAGAAGAGAGGUUUUUAGAGGUAACUUUUGCUGAAAAAUGAAACUAUCUUGUUGAAUUUUUUACAGUAUUAUUGAGUUUGCGUUGUGACAUUUUGAGUAUUCUCAUAUUUGUCUAUACAAGUUUUGUAUUGAUUAAAUUAUACAGAUUAAACUGUAUAGAAUAAGUUGCCGACUUAUUUGUCAGCACCAACUUACAUUAUUCAUGGUAUGUAUAACAUGAUACCGAUUUCUUUAUUUA
This is a messenger RNA of Salvia hispanica, 3078 nucleotides long. NCBI's taxonomy places the organism in Eukaryota, Viridiplantae, Streptophyta, Magnoliopsida, Lamiales, Lamiaceae. The record is from RefSeq and is a predicted model, not a curated record.